Molecule: messenger RNA, 4737 nt
Organism: Ambispora leptoticha
Lineage: Eukaryota; Fungi; Glomeromycota; Glomeromycetes; Archaeosporales; Ambisporaceae
Source: the annotation of a GenBank genome assembly
AUGUCAACUUCGCACGAUGCAAUUAGCAGUGCUGACCGCAGUGGACAAGACGGCGCUGCUGGCGCCGACAUUGACCAAUUGCUAAAUUUGAUUGAUACAGAUUUGGCCGCCUUUACCCACCAGAAUUUGAAUGGUUCUAUCCCACAAGGCAGGACUUGGGAUCAACAAAACAAUAGAGUUCCAGCUUCAAAUUAUACGAAUCUAUCAAAUAAUAAUAUAUCUAAUGCUAUUGACCUACAAUCUACGACAACAAAUCGAACCUCUUCGCAGAGUUCUCAAAUUUCACAAAUGCCUGCUUUAUCAUAUAAUAAUAAUAAUACCUCGAGUGGUCUACCUCAACCAUACAAUGGUUUCCCUCAGCCUUAUAAUAAUCCAACGCCUCAAACUUAUACUGCAUUACAGCAACAAUACUAUGCACAACAUUAUUUUCCAUAUCAACAAUAUCACAAUUCCCAAAAUUAUCAUCCUACUUAUUAUCCUUCAUAUCCUCAAGAUUUGACAUCGCAAGGGUGGCUAUCAAACUCUCAAGCAUACUCAAAUGUAGGUUCAAGGCCAUUACCAAGACCGCCCGGCACCACUACACCAUAUUCGAAUGCACCGAUAACAUAUAUGAAUCCUUAUAAUUAUUACAGCUCUAUUGCAGGAGCUCAGUAUCAUUCCAUCCCAAAUAAUGGAACUGUUGUACCGUCAUCAACUUCAACAUCACAAUAUAAUAUACCUCAAAAAGUUAUCAUGCCUGAUUUUACUACAUAUGUUGAUCCCUCCUCCUCUUCGACUCCUGUUGUUAUAUCAGAAACUGAUUCUACACAUAAUAAUUCUCAUAAACCAAUUCCACCGCCAAUACAUAUUGGGGGGACAACCAAUAUUAAUAGCCCAAAUGUAGAGUAUCCUACGCAAUCAACCGGUCAAUCAGCAGCAUUACCGUAUGAUGCUUACCCAGCUGACAGUGGUGAGGGAAUAUCUGUUCAAUCUAAUCUUACUCGACCAGCAUCAAUGAAUUAUCCGUCCGGAAAAGAACCGAUAUAUUAUUCAGAAGAUUUAUCAUCCACAAAUAAAGUGCCUCUAUCCCAUACGCUAAAUGGAAUGAUGAAUCAUGCUUUGCUUUCUAAUAUCGCUUUAGCUUUUCGAGCAACCGUUAAACUAGGAACUCAUGAAAAUGGUGCUUUGGAGUAUCCAGAAAGUUUUACUGGGGCAGAUGCAGUGUCGACAAUACACUCACUUUUGCCCCCAUCUACUCCACGACGCAUCGCAUUAAAUAUGGCACGAUCCUUAGAAGCACAAUUAUAUUUUCAUUCGGUUGAUUGGUCGAUAAGUAGUGUUAUAAAGGAUACCCAAGAUGAAGUAUAUACUUUUCUUAAUCCAAGCCCUGGUACACCAACUGCAUUGGAAUGGGAUGAAGAUUUUCCAACUGGUGUUUUUCCUAGUGUUGGGAAAUGCUAUAGUUCUCGAUGUGGUGUUGAUGGUAAAGGGUGUUAUUCAAGGACUUGUCUGAAUUAUACUCCAUCAGAGGUAGAGAUUCGUUCCGAAGUUACAUUAAAUAGGCAACUAAGUGUAACAUCCGAGAUUUCAGAUACCUCUACGCUGGUGACACGACCCCAAGAACGCACUUGGAUUGGCUCUGUGCCCAAAGAAAUAUCUGAUAAAAUAGAUAAAGAUGAGAGAAAAAGACAGGAAAUUAUUUAUGAAACAAUUUAUACCGAAGAGGAUUAUGUCACAGAUUUAGACUUGUUAGAAGAGGGCCUCCGUAAAGCUUCACCGCCAAUUAUUCCACAAGUUCGUUUUGAAGCUUUUAUUCAAGAUGUAUUUUUCAAUGUUUUUGAAAUACGCAAGCACAACAAACGCAUGCUAGAAAAACUACGAGAAAGGCAGCGAGAGGGGUACAUCGUAGAAAAAAUUGGAGAUAUAUUUUUGGAAUGUGCAUUAGAUUUUGGAAACGAUUAUAUUUUGUAUAAUGGACAUUUUCCGCUAGCUGACGCUUAUAUUAAAGACAUGAAAAAUAAAAAUCCCGAAUUCAGGAGCUUUUUGGAGUCAUGCUCCAGAAGACCGGAGGCACGAAAGCUUGAUUUCCGGCAUUUUGUGCAACGUCCUACGCAACGUUUACAACGUUACACUUUGUUACUUGAGCAAGUCAUCAAAUACACGCCUAAAGAUAAUCCUGAUAGAGAAGUAUUGGAAAAUGCUUGGCAAACUAUUAAGGAGUUAUGCCGGGAAAGCGAUACGAAAGUGCACGAAGCAGAAAAGCGAUUAAAAAUAAUGGAGCUUGAACGUAAACUUGUAAAAAAGAACGGAGAGAUUUGUCCGGAGUUAAGACUUCUAGAUCCUAAUCGAACAUUAGUUUUCAAAGGGGAAUUAAAAAAGAGACGUUUGGAAUGGCUUGAACUUUAUGUUUUUCUAUUUGAUCAUUAUUUUGUGAUGACAAAACCAAGAAAAGGAAAUGAUGGAGAAAUCAAGUAUCAAAUAUCAAAAAAGAUUAUUCCAUUGGAGAUGCUAAAGGUAGAUACUUCCCCGGAACAAUCACAAUUAAGAACAUUUAAACUUAUUGACCCUCGUAAAGGGAAAAGUAACACUAUUGUUGGUGGAAUACCUGGAGUUCCACUUUUAGAAAAUCAAUUUGAAAAUCCCGACAAUCUUUUACAUCAAAAAUCCUUGUAUCCAUUCACCAUUAUCCAUCUUGGUAAAAACGGUGGAUCAUUCCAAUUAUUUGCGGAUUCAGCCAAUACGCGAAAAAUUUGGAAAGAUAAAAUAAUUGAAGCACAAACUAAACUUCAGCUUAGCAAAUCACAUCAACAAGUAUUUGAACUGUUUACCCUCGAUGAUGCAAAUUUUGCCUCUAGUCCUGCUAUAAAUUUUAACGGUGGACCUACAGCAGCAUGGAAAGGAAAAGUAAAUUGUUCAGUGCCAUUUGUUACCCCGGAAAAGCGUAACAUGGUGGCAAUUGGUACUGACGAUGGCGUCUGGAUGGGAUUUGGUGGUGAGACUAAAACAUUCCGGCAUGUUUUAAGACUCAGUAAUGUAAUGCAAAUGGCCGUGUUGGAAGAUUACGCUAUAUUUGUUGUAUUAGCAGAUAAAUUACUUUUGGCAUAUUCACUCGAAGUAAUGAUACCUUCAUCGAAUAAUCCUCAGGCUUCAGGAUCUCAGGCAUCGAAGCAUCCUCAGCGACUGAGUAAUAACGCCAAUGUCCAGUAUUUUAGCGUUGGCACCAUAAAAGAUAAGACACUACUGAUUUACCUGAAAAAGCGAAGUCUAGAAAGCCAUUUCAAAGUUCUAGAACCGAUUGUCGCUGCAAAUAGUAAUGAAAGGAGUCGAGGAUUAGGUGGAUUUGGAUCCCGCCGGUUUGGACUGGCAAAAAAUGAUUGGUUUAAAGAAUAUAAACAAUUCUAUAUACCCUCUGAAUCGUAUUCAAUAAAUUUUUUGCGCUCGAAAUUGUGCGUUGUUUGCACUCGUGGCUUCGAAAUUGUCAAUCUAGAAACUUUGCAAAAUGGAACAAUACCGGAUUUUGCGAGCCCGCAAUUCGAAAAAAUUGCACGAAAAUGUGAAAAUUCCAAACCGCUAGGCAUGUUCCGUCUAGGGGACAAUGAAUUUCUGUUAUGUUAUGAUGAAAUCUUUUUCUAUGUGGAUAAACACGGUGAAUUGUCUCGGCAAAAAACUGUAGAAUGGGAAGGAAAACCCACAGCAGUUGCAAUGCAAUACCCUUAUGUGAUCGGUUUUGAUCCUCAAUUUAUUGAGGUACGACACGUCCAAACGGGGGAGUUGGCACAGAUAAUAACCGGGUCUAAUAUGCAAUGUCUAAAUGACAACAGUUCCGGAAGGCAUGCCAUUCAUGGUGUUAUGCAGCAUCCAUUCAACGAAACUUAUUACAUCUUUCAACUAGUUAUGGCUGAAGUAAGAAGAACAAAUAGUAUAGUUAGAGCAAGUGGUAGUCGUAUUGGUGGUGCAGUGUUCUCGAAUAUUCGAUUUAUCCAAACUCAUUUUUCAUCUUUUUUCAAAAGACCAAGAAGAAUGGCAGAAGAUUGGGAGGAUCAGAGUUCGGAUGAGCUUCCUGUACCACUUGCUCUUCCUACCACUAGAAAAUGGGACGACGAAGACAAGGAUGACGGCCAAAUCAAAGAAGCAUGGGACGAAUCUGAGGAAGAACAAGAAAAAAAAGUAGAAACAAAAACUCAAGCGGAACCAGCAAAAAAGAAAAGUCCAUUAAGUCAAAAAAUAGCGGAACGAGAAGCAAGAAACAAGGAAAAUGACAAAUUGAAAAAGCAACAAAAACAAUACGAGGAGGAAGAAGACCCAGUUCAAAAGAAAAAUCUGCUUCGUCAAUUACAAGUCGACGCUGAUCUUGAGAACACGGCAAAUGCAUUUGGGGUGGAUCUUGAAGAUCUUCGAGGUCAAUUAACUUAUUACCAAAAGGAUACAUUUGUAACUCUGGACACGAUUGAUCCAAAAAAUAAAGAGGAGUUCGAAGAGUUCUCACAAUUAUUAAUUGCAAGGAUUAGAAAGCAUGAGAAACAAGGCUAUUAUCCAACGUUUCUAAUCAACCUUUUUCGAGAACUUUGUUUCCCACUCAAAGAUAUUGAUGUACGUAAAGCUUCUAGUACUUUGGCGGCAUUGGCCAACGAAAAGGCAAAGGCGCUAAAAGAAAGUAAUAAACCAAAAAAGAAAGGCAAGAAGCCUUUCCUUGCAACUGAGAAAAGCGACACAACAGAUUAUACCAAUUUAGAUGACGAGUUUGAUGAUUUUAUGUGA